UUUGAGCCUCUCCGGCCGCCGUACGCAGAGUCAUAUAAAGUAAGCGUAUGAUCACAACCAGCCCUGGGACGUUAUACAAAUAAACGAGCUAAAGCUAUCAUCGUGCGAAUAUUUAAGUUUAGCCAUUUGGUACAAUUGUUAAAAUAAUUUUAGCGUUGUAAGCGCUGCCUUUGGGUUGCAUAACACAACAUUUAAAGGACGUGCAAAGGUCAAUGGCUUAUCUUGUCUGCUCUGCUUUCAUAAGAAGUAAGUGACACUGCAUGUAUCGAGCUAUAACAGAGGACUGUGGCUGCCGGGGCUUAGAGCUGUUCGGGAGAUGUCUACCCAGGGAGGCCCCACUCCGCCUUUCUCCACCCUGUCUGUGACCCGCCCAGCCAGCAUGGUCACUCAGGUGGAGCUGCACCGACCGGAAAAGCGCAACGCCAUGAACAAAGCUUUCUGGAGUGAGAUGGUGGACUGCUUUUCUCAGAUUGCUGAGGACCCUGAAUGUCGGGUUGUCGUGGUAACCGGAGCAGGCAAAGUCUUCACAUCAGGGAUUGACUUGAUGGACAUGGCCGGAAAUAUCCUUCAACCAACAGGAGACGAUGCUGCAAGAACUUCAUGGAAUUUGCGCCGCCUUGUCAAGAAGUAUCAGGAGACUUUUUCUGUUCUAGAAAAGUGUCCAAAGCCUGUGGUUGUCGCAGUACACGGAGCUUGCGUGGGAGCUGGAGUGGACCUGAUCACCGCCUGUGAUAUCCGUCUCUGCACACAGGAUGCUUGGUUCCAGGUCAAGGAAGUGGACAUUGGCUUGGCAGCAGAUGUUGGGACUCUACAACGUCUUCCUAAGGUCAUCGGGAGCCGAAGCCUCGUCAAUGAGCUGGCUCUCACGUCCAGGAAGAUGUACUCUGAUGAAGCGAAGAGCAGUGGAUUGGUCAGUCGCGUGUUUCCAGACAAGGAAACGAUGAUGUCUGGGGCUAUGGAGCUGGCCGAAGAGAUUGCAUCCCGCAGCCCAGUCGCUGUACAGGGAACCAAGAUCAACCUCAUCUACUCCAGAGACCACAGUGUAGCAGAGGGGCUUGAGUAUAUGGCCACGUGGAACAUGAGCAUGCUGCAGACGCAGGAUGUCAUUAAGUCCGCCCAGGCUAGCAUGGAGAAGAAGAGUCCCAAAGAAGUGCCUUUUUCCAAACUCUGAGGGAAGGUAGCUGAGCCAAGGUGGAGCUAGCGGGACACCUUAACCCAACUAACUUGUUUUCCCUUUGGAAAAAAAUAAUUUUGUGUGUGUGUGUGUGAGUGAGAGAGAAGGAAUCCCUGUUCAAACUGGUACUAUGAUGAGCUGCAGAUGAGACUGAGGGGAUUAAUCACGCUGAUCAGCUGGGAAUUUCUCUUUUUAAUGUGUAAUCCUGUCAGUUAAUGGCUUUGUAGCACCUGUGAAAUCUUAACGUCUCAGUAUUCAGGAUUCUGUUUAAUCUUUUUUUUCUUUUUACUUUGACAUCCAAUGAAAUGAAGUAUAUUAUGACACUGUACUGGAUAAGCAGUUGGAAAAUGGAUGGAUCAGUCAACUUGUGAAGUGUUUUGGCUUUUAUAAAUAAAACACCCUUUUUGUGA
Molecule: messenger RNA, 1584 nt
Organism: Paramormyrops kingsleyae
Lineage: Eukaryota; Metazoa; Chordata; Actinopteri; Osteoglossiformes; Mormyridae
Gene: ech1
Product: enoyl CoA hydratase 1, peroxisomal
Cellular component (GO): mitochondrion
Molecular function (GO): delta(3,5)-delta(2,4)-dienoyl-CoA isomerase activity
Source: RefSeq, a predicted model, not a curated record